UAAAAGCGACGCGGCUAUACUUCACACGACUUAUUGAAAUCCUUUGAAAUAAAAAAAAGUUUUUUAGUUUUUUUGAAACAAAUCAAACCUUGUGAGUGUUCUAUUCUGGAUUUUUCCAUCAUGAUCGAUUGAUAUUGUGCGGCAUUGUAAUGUCCGCCAUCAAGCGACUCUCCACAGAAGAUGAUUAAAUGCAUAUGGAAGACGGCAUUCUUCUUUUUAGUAUGGUUGUGCAAUGAUGUAGUGUCGAAGCGAAAUCACACCCUGAAACCCAGAGUUGUUCUACCGGAAACAUACGUCAAAGAAAUGCGCCCCCCUUCACGCAAAGGACAACCAGUAAUUGUGGAAUUUAGUAUAUAUGUUGUGGAUGUAAAUUCUAUUAAUGUUGAAGAUAUGGAUUUUAGAGUGGAUAUGUUUAUAAGACAAACGUGGAUCGAGAGCCGUCUUCAGCUACCUGAUGACAUAUUCGAGGAAGGCGAUAAUCACGUCACACUACCUCCAGAGUUUUUUGAUAAUCUGUGGCAUCCAGAUCCUUAUUUUUUGAAUUCUAAAGUCACAGGAGGGGACUGUCACUUUUGCCAUCAAUCAGCUGAAAUAGCAGAACUCACCCACAAGUUUUCUUCGGUAACGUUAUACAGAAAUCAAACUGUUAGAUACGCUGCAAGGAUGCACGCAAUCAUCGCAUGUCAGAUGGAAUUUCAACUCUAUCCUAUGGACAUACAGUCGUGUCCUAUUUAUAUAGAAAGUUUUUCAUACAGUAAUCAGAAAGUGCGGUUCAAGUGGAGUGAAGCUGGGGUGACGAUAAAUCCAGAACUAAAGCUACUUCAGUAUAACAUCGGUGAGCCAUUAAGAUUAGAGGAGACUAAUGGAUUGAUGAUUGAUAAAGAGGGAAACUUCUCUCGCCUGGUGGUAUACUUUCGCUUUGAACGGCAAAUUGGUCAUCACCUCAUACAGACCUUCGCUCCUUCUUCACUAGUAGUGAUGCUGUCAUGGUUUAGCUUCUGGUUGGAUCUGGAUGCAGUUCCUGGAAGAGUAACUCUGCUUGUCACAUGUAUGCUGACCUUGGUCACAAUGUUUACAGGCCUAAGAGCUGAUAUACCUCCCGUUGCUUAUGUAAAGGCAUUAGAUUUGUGGAUGGCCGGUUGCAUGAUGUUUGUAUUUGCGGCCCUUAGCGAAUUCGUCGUUGUUAAAGUGUUAGAUAAGCAAUAUCAAAUGAACAAGUCGAGAGCACAGGAAGCCAUGCCACGAAUAAUACCAGUUCGUAUAAAUGGCGAGAAGGGAUCCUGUGGCACAGUUGCCGCCUGGGAGGGAAGUGGGGUCAGAUGUCGCAAGGUUGACCUCACCUCACCCGCAUCUCCCCCAGCCACAACCCCAGCGGUGCAUUCUAACCCAGCUGCCCCCACACACCUCGUCGGGGAGCGAAGGCAAAGUAUAUUGCAAGUUGCGUGGCUGGAUGCAGAUACAGGGCAAGAAAGAGUAUUAUGGCGGGAAAUAGACAAACUAUCAAGAAUUGUAUUUCCUGCUUUGUUUCUUCUCUUCGUUACCUUAUACUGGCCUGUUUUGCUGUUAAAAACGAAGAGUUCUUCACAUUAAUUGAUUCACGUCUUAUUUCAUUUAGAAAAAGGUGACAUAACUUGAAAAAUCUUAGCUAGAAGUUGUACCUAUAUAUCUCUCUCAAAUCCCGACAUUCCUUUGACGACGCGCGAUCCCAAGGUCGCCACAUCAACGCUACAGAUAUUAAGAAAACAUCGAACUUGCAUAAUAAAACGUCGGGAUUGGGAGCACGGUCACUAUUGGAAGUUACAGAGUAAGAUUUCUGGUCUAAAAAUCUCGAGAUAAGAGAAAGAUCUUAAUCCAUUCUUAAUUAUUAUUAUUGUGAACAAAAUAAGUAUAAGAAAAUAUUUUGUAACUUUUUCUUAAAAUUCUAAGAAACUCACUAAAACAUUGUAGAAAGAAAAUUUUGUAACUAAAGAUUGUGUACAAGGGAAAAUUCGCAACGAAAAUAAUAAUUAGCCUAUAAAAAUAUGAAAUGAUCAAAGAAUAUUUGAUAUUUACUUGUUAUGAGAAUAUUAUUAAUAAAUCGUUGAACACGUCUGUGCCGAGGGCACUUAAUAUAAUCUGUUAUAUUUUAUUUAUAUUUAGCUGUAAUUCAUGAGCUUAUAAUAUCGUAUAGCGAGCCAUCACAGCUUUAAUACAUUGUGAUAAUAUAUAAGAGUAAUUAUAAACGUAAGUCAUCUUUCAUAUACAGUCAAACCUGGGUAAGUGAGAACUGGAUAAGUGAGAAAACUCUAUAAGUGAGAGUAAUAGCCGGGACCCGUCAUUUUAAGCUCCCAAAACCUCUAUUAGCGAGAAACAGAAACCUCUGUAAGAGAGAGUAGUUUUUCCCUCAUGGACCUCCGUAAGUGAGACUGCCACUUAUCUACCUUUAUAAGAGACAAACGCUACCCAUGUACCGGCAUUAGCUGGAAACUCGGGUUAGUGAGAAACCUCUAUAAGCGAGAAUGAGAUUGUGCUCCCUUGAACUCUCGCUCAUCCAGCUUUGACUGUAUAUAGCGCACAUUCAGCAGCAUAAGCAGUGAAAUUAAUAAAUUGCUUGAGAGGUCA
Molecule: messenger RNA, 2601 nt
Organism: Pieris napi
Lineage: Eukaryota; Metazoa; Arthropoda; Insecta; Lepidoptera; Pieridae
Gene: alka
Product: glycine receptor subunit alpha-4
Exons: 12
Coding region: 181-1590 (469 amino acids)
Biological process (GO): regulation of membrane potential; signal transduction; nervous system process
Cellular component (GO): synapse; neuron projection; membrane
Molecular function (GO): chloride channel activity; neurotransmitter receptor activity; extracellular ligand-gated monoatomic ion channel activity
Source: RefSeq, a predicted model, not a curated record